Anoplopoma fimbria (sablefish) is the source of this 2863-nucleotide messenger RNA. It is a transcript of the gene hoxc12a, whose product is annotated as homeobox C12a. The record is from RefSeq and is a predicted model, not a curated record. Gene Ontology annotation, biological process: regulation of DNA-templated transcription. Gene Ontology annotation, molecular function: sequence-specific double-stranded DNA binding; DNA-binding transcription factor activity, RNA polymerase II-specific. NCBI's taxonomy places the organism in Eukaryota, Metazoa, Chordata, Actinopteri, Perciformes, Anoplopomatidae. The transcript is spliced from 2 exons. The coding region runs from base 181 to 1005 and encodes 274 amino acids.
CUGUAAUACAGAAGUUAAUGUUUUGUUUUGUCUGAGAUGGACCGAGUGGGUGGUACCGUGUGUAGCAGAAGUUGGCCUGGACACGUGGUUUGGGGAUGACCAAUCAGGCGCCCCUCCAGGUUUAACUAUGUUAAAUGUCAGAUUGCAAUAAACUAGAAGCUGUUGGUCGGGCCCGCGGAAAUGGGCGAGCAUAAUCUUCUUAAUCCAGGGUUUGUGGGACCUUUGGUAAACAUCCACACAGGAGACACAUUUUACUUUCCGAAUUUUAGAGCCUCAGGGGGACAACUGGCGGGGCUACCGUCGCUCUCCUACCCGAGAAGGGACAAUGUUUGCUCCCUUCCGUGGAAUCCUUCGGAGCCGUGCAAUGGAUACUCUCAAUCCUACUUUAGCAGCCCCGUGUCUAUUAACCCUUCUUUCAAUCGGUCGUGUGAAAUUAGCAGACCAGAGGAGGGGAAAUGUUAUUAUAGCAACGGAAACAGGGAGACCUGUUCAGGUGGCAGCAGCAGCCUCAAACGAGAGGACAGGGCGAGAGACACAUCAUCAUUAACAUCUGACCACGGGAUGCACGGUGGAAUAGGCAGCACAGCCGCCUUCUCCAAAUAUGAUUAUGGGACCGAACAGCUAACGCAAGACCCGCCAUCCUGUCAGUCAAUGGAGUCCGACUCCAGCUCCUCUCUGCUCAACGAGGGCAGCAAGCCUCCAUCCAGCGACACACAGACCCUGGUGUCACCGGGAAGCCAUUCAAGCAACAUAGCCAUAGGCGGAGGUGCCCCGUGGUACCCGAUGCACACUCGGACCAGAAAGAAGCGUAAACCGUAUUCCAAACUUCAGCUGGCUGAGCUGGAAGGUGAAUUCAUGCUGAAUGAGUUCAUCACCAGGCAGCGGCGGAGGGAGCUCUCCGACCGUCUCAACCUCAGCGACCAACAAGUGAAGAUCUGGUUCCAGAACCGCAGGAUGAAGAAGAAGAGACUCAUGAUGAGGGAGCAAGCCUUGGCCUACUUUUAGAGAUGCGGCAGAAGGUGAAUCGAUAGGCAGUAAAAGCCAAUCCUUCUACGCCCCCUUAGGUCUUAUUUCAAUGCAUGCACUCAUCUGCCCAUCUUUUGCAUUGCAGGCUAUUAUUACAACAUUUUCUGAUAUUAUUUUUUUCCCCCUCAAUGGUGCGGGCUACACAAGCCCAACACAAAUAACUGUCAGUCAUUCAAAGCUAUGGUCUACAUGUCAGACUGCCUUCAUGUUUGUUUUUUAUCGCACAAAAAAAACGGUGAGGAUGCGUUUUUAUGUGUUAGGAUACAUAUUUUAGUUUUCCUGAUUUGAGAUAUGCCUUCGUGCCAAUAGCUCAGUUUGGGAUGACACUUAAUGACAUAAUCCAUUUUGUUCCAUUUUUUUAGUCAGGGACAAUGAGGAAAAAGCUGGGCCACUUGGUAAAGUAUUAAAAAAAAAUAGGCAGAAAGUCAGAAAGACAGAGAAGCAGAAAGACGCAAUAAUUCUCUUGCGUUAUGGACAGAUGAAUAAGAACCUCCCUCCCGGUUGCUUAAUACUUCCAGAGUCAUAAUUAGUCUGGUAAGAGGAGCAUCAUCUUUAUCUCCUUUCCAUAAUUUCGCCAAGCUUUGUGGGCACGUUCACGGUCACGGGCAGGAAGUCUGGCAGUCUGCAUGAGAAGAGGAGGACUAAAACCGCAAUGUAAUCCAUUUCGAUAUCUUUACGACUACGCAUUGAAAAAAAACUGGAUUGCCAUGACUUCAUCCAUGUGCUAACAAGUUUAUUAAGGUAUUUUUCCUACUUGUAUUACCAGUUAACUUGUCUUAACAACAACCACAGCAUACUGCAUGGGUUGCAUUUCUUUAGUUGAGUGAGAUCAGCGUUUGGAUACGCUUUUGAGCUGAUUCAGAUGAUGCCCCUGCAUUUAACUAUAAACUCGCCAGAAUCUGUAUUGAAAAAAUUCGCCAGUACAAGCACAUUUUAGGCCAACUUGGUUAAACAAGUGAACUGCCUAAAGUUGCAACAGGGGAGGGAAGAUAGGCUACGUUUUAGGCCGGGAAAAGCAUUUCUGAAACUUGAUGGCCAGAAUAAAAAUAAAUAUGUAGAAAUUUAGAGAAGUUAAUCAUAGGAUUGUAUGUGCGCUCCCAUAAUUUGGGGCGAAUAAAGAGCAUCAUCCGUCAUGUAAAACGAGUAAGCUAUAGCAGUGAAAUGUAUUUGCAGCAUGUUAUUGAUGUGAAAUAGCUAAGUCAUGUUCUGCGGGUCACUUCUUCUGUAGGUGACUUUUAUAAUACAGGUUUUUUUUCUGAAGAAAUCAAAAGUGAACACAACCUUGAACAUUUUGACACAAGCGUCUACAAAGAAUGUAUUAGUAUUGAUAUUAUUAUUAUUAUUAUUAUUAUUAUUAUUAUUAUUAUUAUUAUUAUUAUUAUUAUUAUACUAUUAGGAUGGAAAGACUGAGGGCUUAUUAGGCCUACUAAAUGUACUUGCUCUUUGCAACGUGCUCAGUGUUGUCCUUUUCCACACCUUGUACUCGUGUAUAACUUUGUAAAAUGAAAAAAACAUAUGCUACUUUUUGCAUCCUGUUUGAGGAUCCCGUAUCGCUAUGUAAUAGUGCGUUAUGUUAUUGAUCGUCUUGUACUAUAUCGCAUUCCAUAUAGCCUAUUUGUGGUUGUAAGGGUUGGAAAUGUAGGCCUAUUAUAUCAUACUGCCAAUGAUGGAUAUAAGAAAUGGUAUGCAAAACGUUUUACCGUACAUGACAUUUAAAUAAACCAUGUUUCAGUGUAAUAGUUGUUUGUUAUCUUUCUUUUAUUUCGUCCCUUAUUGCAUUCCCUUCUUUGCGCUUGUAAGGACGUUGUCUUGUAAAAGUAAUACUGAUAUGAAUGUA